AUGGAGAUUUGCAGUAAUCAUAUAGAUAAAAUAUUCGUUAAUCUAUCACAUUUAAUAUUAAAUAAAAUAAUAGGUUGUUUAGAUGAAAACAUUGACAGAAUAUGUUUUAGUUUAGUUUGUAAGAGAUGGUUCAACGAUAGAGAUAAAUAUUUAAUAUUCAACACUGAUAAUAUCAAUAUUAACUCUAAUAAUAAUAAUGAUAUUACUCAAAAUCAUAAACAAUUCAAGUUACCUUCAUAUAAUAACAUCUUUAAUAAAUCGAUUCAAUCAAAGACUGAUUGUUCACUUUUUAUUGGAGCAACCAGAUUUUUAUUUGGUGAAUACGAUUUUUAUUAUGAUAAAAAUACAGACUUGAAAAGUAUUCCAUCGUAUAUUUCAAUGAUCGGCUCAACAGAUGAAAGUACAGACCUAGAGUAUUUCUAUCAAAUACUAUUGGAAUCACAAUCAGUAACAACAUUGUGUGGAUGUCAUACACUGAGAUAUGGAUUACCGAAAACAAUCAAAAAACUCUCUUUCAGCUAUAGAUUCAAUGAAUUGCUUGUUAAAGGAUCACUCCCAUCAUCUUUAGAAGUUCUUAGUUUUCAUAGUUCUUUUAAGCAAGCGAUUCAAGCAGAUGUACUUCCAGAAGGUUUACUCGAAUUCAACUUGUACAGCAUCGAUUACCAAUCUGAUCUUCAACCAGGAGUGUUCCCAUCAUCUCUCAAGACCUUAAAUCUUUGUUAUUAUAAGAAUCCUAUUAAAGCUGGAGUACUUCCAGAGAAACUUGAAUGCUUGUAUUAUUCGGGUGAAUGUACACCAUUGGAAGAUGGAGUAUUGCCUAAAUCCUUAAAGAAACUUGUGAAUGUGCCAAUGACAUGGUUACAAGCAAUAUCAUCACUUCCAAAUCUUGAAAUCAUUCAUUUUUUUCAAUUUAAAAAAGGUAUAUCAACAUUCAAUCUCGACUUAUUACCAUCAUCUUUAAAGGUUCUCAAAUUCAAGCAAUUUAAGUUGAUAGGAGCAAUGCCGACAUCAAUCAAAUCACUAUGCAUUGUUGAAUGUGAAUUUCAGUUUGAAGAAAUAUUCCCAGAAACAUUACAAUAUCACUUUGAAUCGCUCCAAUAUUUAAGCGAUAAGAUUCUUUCGAUUCCGUCCAACGUAAAGAUCGAUAAGUUGAUAAUAGAAGGAUCCAUUGAUCAGGAAAAUUGUUCACUCUCACCUCCAUCUGGAAUCACUUCAAUCAGAUUAGAUAUGACAUUGGACCAAGGAGAUGGUUUUUUAAGAAUCGAUGGAAAUGAUCAAACAACUCUGAAAGAGCUACGACUUCCAUAUUUUGAUUUCCAACCACGUGCAUUCAUACCAAACACCAUUGAAGAGUUGGAUAUUGGUGACAAUUCACUUAUUUAUUGUUUAGAUUUGAUCAAAUCAAUCGAUUCAAUCAAAACACUUAUGCUUUCGAAAUUUCCAAAAAUUGAAAUCAUAUCACCAGAAUCUUUCAAAACAAUCAACAAUAUCAUCUAUACUGAAGAAAGCAAUAGUAAUAUUGUUAUUUACAGAAAGUUAGACGAUAAUUAUUAUUUAAUCUCAUUCGUGAUAGUAGCUGGAUUUGUAGAAGUUGUUGAAUCAUUAGUCUUUGUGGUUGUCGUUGUUGAAUUUGUUCUUGUUGUAUUUGUAGUUCCUGUUGUGUUUGUUGAAUCGUUGGUGGAGCUAGUUGAUUUAAUAAUGAUGAAAACAUUGACAGAAUAUGUUUUAGUUUGGUGUGCAAGAGAUGGUUCAAUGAUAGAGAUAAAUAUUUUAAUAAUUAAAUAA
This is a messenger RNA of Heterostelium album PN500, 1785 nucleotides long. RefSeq lists its product as uncharacterized. The record is from RefSeq and is a predicted model, not a curated record. NCBI's taxonomy places the organism in Eukaryota, Evosea, Eumycetozoa, Acytosteliales, Acytosteliaceae. The transcript has 4 exons. The coding region runs from base 1 to 1785 and encodes 594 amino acids.